This is a messenger RNA of Racocetra persica, 257 nucleotides long. The record is from the annotation of a GenBank genome assembly. Lineage: Eukaryota; Fungi; Glomeromycota; Glomeromycetes; Diversisporales; Gigasporaceae.
AAAUAAUUGCAAAGACUUUGGCCACGGCAAAGAACCUGCAGCAAAGAAAUCUACUGCAAAUAAAUCUACUGCAAAGAAACCUAUAAUAAGGACCAUAGCAGGGACCAUAGCAAGAAUCAUAGCAAGGACUCGGCAAAGACCAUGGCAAAGAUCACAACAAGAAUCAUGGCAAGGACUACGGCAAAGAUCACAACAAGGACCACGGCAAAGCUAUAACAAAAGGCAGCAUAAUUAUAACAAUAGUGGCAACCAUAAUC